Molecule: messenger RNA, 528 nt
Organism: Cajanus cajan (pigeon pea)
Lineage: Eukaryota; Viridiplantae; Streptophyta; Magnoliopsida; Fabales; Fabaceae
Source: RefSeq, a predicted model, not a curated record
AUGGAUGAUUCAUUAUUAAGGCUUCAACCAUUCCAUAUAUCUGAGCAUAUAUGGAAUGGAGCUGAAGAUAGGGUUCUGAAGGUUAGGAGUGCAAAACAAUCAGAGUUGCGUGGUGGUGACAUUUCAGCUGCUGUUCAGGAUCUUCUACAGAGGGCUGGUUUUAUGGGGAUGGCGCAGAUUAGUUACUUUCCAGUGGACAAUCACUUAAUAUCUGCGUUAGUUGAGCGAUGGAGACCAGAGACCCACAUGUUUCACAUGCCCUUCGGCGAGUGUACUAUCACGUUGGAGGAUGUCGCAAUUUUACUUGGGUUGAAGAUCUCUAGGGCACCUAUUACUGGAUACGCAACUAUGGAUUGGGGAGCUCUUGUGCAACGCCUUCUUGGCAUGACACCCCCUGAGGCAAUGGUUUGUGGCGGUCGAUUGAGGAUGAGCUGGAUUGAUCGGCACUUUUCGGAUGUUUCUGAGCAUAUACAUAGCCAGGAACAAUUGGAACGUUAUACUAGAGCGUUCAUUUUACCUUAUCAAUAU